UUUGUGAAUUAUUUGAACUCUGGGGUUGUACGUUGUGUCUUUUUUUUUCAGAAAUUUUGUAUUUUUACGAGCCUCAUUCAAAUGUUAAAAAACCCCUCUAGAUGGUGCGUCAGUAACGUUGCUUGGGCAACCAAACGAACAGAAACGCACAGUGUAGAAGUUCACGUUUUGUUUGAGAAGGUGAUCUCUCGACAACCAGAUCGCGACCGGUCGCUGAACAGUCCACGAUACUGUUGUUCUGCACGAAUUAAGCAUUAGCAUCUUAUUUUUCCUUUCCACCAACAUUUGAACUACUAUAGUUUUAUGGCUGACUUACAUCCUACAAAAAGUAAAUUUUCAGUCAUGGCUACAACAAGCAUUAAGCGACUUAAAGAAGAGGAUCCAAUGGAUGGUGCAGGACGGGAAGCAAAAAAGUUAAAAUCCAGAUUCCAUGAUGAUAGCAGUGAAGAUGGGAAAACCAACCUGGACAAUUCAGAACAGCUAUCUUCUUCUCAAAUUCGAGAAAUGAUGUUAAAUGCUCAAAAGAUGAUUGAAGAAAGGAAGCGUUCCCUUCAUCAGCCACCAGCCCUUCUCAAAACUGCUCCAGUCCUCUCAUCUCUUCCGGCACCUGCAGUUCCUAAGGCCCCUGCUCCAUCUUCAAUGGAUGAACGAGCCAAAAAAAUUGCAGAAUUGCAGGCUCAAAUUCAAUCAAAACUAGCAACUUCCACUCUGGCAACAUUGAACUUGAAUCUGCCCAAAACAGUGAGUGCCGCCGGAUCAACUAACGAAGUUUCUAGUGAGCCAAAGCCUGGCCCUCUCAUCCUUAAUGCUGAUGGAAGAACAGUAGAUGCUACUGGAAAAGAAAUAGCGCUAACUCAAUACACACCUACUCUCAAAGCAAAUAUUCGCGCCAAAAAACGUGAGGUGCUCAAGACUCAUAUGGGCAAAGGCCCUCACCAGCAGAACGAGGAAGCCGGAAGUUUAACAGAAAGUCGUUUUUUCGACCCCCGUGUGGCAGCCAAAUCGGCUUUACGGACACGCAGAACUUUUCACUUUCAUGAGCAGGGCAAAUUCCAGCAGGUGGCAUCCCGAAUGCGAAUGAAAGCUCAGUUGGAUAAGCUGCAAAACGAAAUUUCGCAAAUUGCUCGCAAAACUGGCAUCAACUCUGUCACUGCCCUUGCUCUAGUGGCUCCCCGAAUUGGUGAUCGAAAGGAAGAAGAAGAAGUCGAUUUGGAGUGGUGGGAUUCCGUCAUAUUGCAAACGCGGAGCUACGAAGGCGAAGACGGCCAACCUAAUUUACGUCAGGAGACGAUCACUAAUUUGAUCGAGCAUCCAAUCCAGAUGCGCGCUCCCACUGAUCCGCUCGCCUUGCCCUACUUGCCCGUCUUCCUGACUGAGAAAGAACGCAAGAAGUUACGCCGGACUACGAGGCGUGAGAAUUGGAAAGAAAAACAGGAAAAUAUCCGUCUAGGAUUAGAGCCACCUCCCCAAGCCAAAGUUCGCAUAUCCAAUUUGAUGCGCGUGCUGGGUAAUGAAGCUAUACAAGACCCUACGAAAAUUGAAGCCCACGUCCGAGAACAAAUGGCCAAACGUCUUCAAAAUCAUCAGGAAGCCAAUGCCGCGCGAAAAUUGACGGCCGACCAGCGACGUGAAAAGAAAGAAAAGAAGCUUCAGGAGGACACGAGCACAACAGGUGUGCACGUCGCGAUCUACCGCAUCAAGGAUUUAUCCAAUCUGUCUAAGAAAUUCAAAAUAGAAACCAAUGCCAAGCAGCUUUACAUGACAGGAUGUGCCGUCAUUUUCAAGGACGUUAACGUCGUCAUCGUAGAAGGUGGUCCAAAACAACAAAAGAAAUACAAACGUUUGAUGCUGAAUCGCAUACGAUGGGAGGAGGACGCCGUCAAGGUUAGCAAACACGACGCGGGAUCAGCUGCUCAGCCUGAAACGCGAAAUUCUUGCCAGCUCGUUUGGGAAGGUACGACAAAACAACGCAAUUUCGGUGACCUCAUCUUCAAACUCUGCCCGUCCGAGGUUGUGGCUCGAGAGCAUUUUCGCAAACACGGCGUCGAACACUACUGGGACCUGGCUUAUUCCACGGCCGUUCUAGAAGAAACGGAAGAGAAGUGAUUGGUCUAAUAUCGCCUUCUGUUAUUAUCCCCCUCUUUUCUUUCUGGGCCAAACGUUCAUAUUUCAAUAUUACAACUAAUAAAAAGAUUUGUCUUUA
Molecule: messenger RNA, 2203 nt
Organism: Daphnia magna
Lineage: Eukaryota; Metazoa; Arthropoda; Branchiopoda; Diplostraca; Daphniidae
Gene: Prp3
Product: U4/U6 small nuclear ribonucleoprotein Prp3
Exons: 4
Coding region: 304-2106 (600 amino acids)
Biological process (GO): mRNA splicing, via spliceosome
Cellular component (GO): U4/U6 x U5 tri-snRNP complex
Source: RefSeq, a predicted model, not a curated record